Messenger RNA from Siniperca chuatsi (mandarin fish), 2873 nucleotides. RefSeq names its product SHC-transforming protein 4-like. Gene Ontology annotation, cellular component: plasma membrane. The transcript is spliced from 14 exons. Gene Ontology annotation, biological process: intracellular signal transduction; cell surface receptor protein tyrosine kinase signaling pathway. NCBI's taxonomy places the organism in Eukaryota, Metazoa, Chordata, Actinopteri, Centrarchiformes, Sinipercidae. The record is from RefSeq and is a predicted model, not a curated record. The coding region runs from base 367 to 2106 and encodes 579 amino acids. Gene Ontology annotation, molecular function: receptor tyrosine kinase binding.
AGUUUAUGGGUGAGGGAGGGGGGAGAGAGCCUUAGGGGCCGUCUGUCAAUCUCUCCUCCACUCCAUUCACACAUUCAUCUGCAUGCACCGUCAUAGAGAGACAGAGGAAGUGAGCGAGAGCCUCUCAUUCAUAAAAAAAAGAGAAAGUUCAUUCAUAAAAGCUGCUGUGACUCAAAGAAAAGACAGGAGAGGAAAGUUGAUGUGGAGGUGAAGCAGAGCUGGAAGCCUAGCAACUGACUGAGAAAGUGUAUGGGUCAGUAGGAUGGGACUGUACUCAGCAUGACUAGAGCGGAGCAGACUGGACUUUAGACUCCACAGGACAUCCCCAGUCCCGCACUGCACUCUCUUUUGUCCAGUUCCCUGAUUAUGAGAGAGCAAACCUUACUCAGUCUCAAAUCACAGACAGGACUCUUACCAGGCAUGCUGAAGCGCACCAAAUACAGUCGUCUGCGCAACGAUUCACUGACGUCUCUGGAGGAUCGGCCCCAAAUAAUGCUGCCCCUGAAGACGGACCUUUGCUUAGACUCAGAUUUUGCCCAGCUGGAUCCCGGGACCCCUACACACCACGGGCCGUCCACCCUGAGGGACUUCAUCCCCCGCGUGGCCAACAUUCGAUUGCAAAGUCCUAUCUUCCUGCAGGGCCUGAGGGGACAGACGAACACAGCUGGGGACAGAACCAUUGAUGGACACACUGACAGACCCUUGUCCAGAAAAGCGUGGGGCUCUGGGCCUAAUCAAAGAUUUUGUAGUCAGCCCUCCCUCAAUUUGCCCCUAUCCACGGGCGAAAACCUAACUCUCUCGGCUCUGCACUGCACAAAAAGACCCAUCACCCUGCAUCGGAUGGCCAGCCUCCCCUGGACCCCCAGCUGUCCUCCUUGCUCGCAUCACACAGAUGGUCUGUGCUGCCUGAAGACUUCCUCUGCAGUAGAUGACUGUACAGUGGUGCGGACAGCAAACAGAGCGGUUCACCAUCACAUCAAGUACAUGGGUAGUGUGGAGGUGACCCAGUCCAUGAGAACCCUCGACUUUGAUACGAGAAUGCAAGUCACACGAGAGGCAAUCAGCAGACUGUGUAAGAGGACAUCAACACACAAGACAGCAGUGAAAACUAAAAGGCCUGUAUGCAAGGGACUGUCUGCUGUUCUGGGUCAAAUCAACCUUCAGUUUUCUGGGAGCAGGAUCAUCCUCGCUGUCUCCACAGACAGUGUGACUUUGAUCGCCGCCUCUUCCUUACAGAUUGCCCAUCACCCCAUGCAGGCCAUUUCAUUUGCCUCAGGAGGAGACCCAGACAUGGCAGAUUACAUCGCUUAUGUUGCCAAGGACCUCGUCAAUCAGAGAGCAUGUCACAUCCUGGAAUGUCCCCAGGGUCGGGCCAGUGAGGUUAUCAACAGCAUUGGCCAGGCCUUCGAGACUCGUUUCCGGCAACUUCUCAGCCACACGCCGUCGCUCCUCUCCAACAAUCCCAGGUCAGCAGUGAGAAUCUGUCCUAAAUGGAGCACAGAGGAGACAAUAUCAGACCAAAAGGCCAAGCAGGAGGGUGAAGUCAGCGAGCAUCGUGACUAUUACAAUGUGAUCCCAGGAAAGAUGCCACCCCCUGGUGGAAUAGAGGACCUGCGGAUCACAAGGGAGGAGAACAAACAGGAUGCUGAUUUACAGGGGGUUUGUUGGUCUCAGCCUGUUUCACUGUAUGAGAACUGCUCCAUCACAGAAGAAACACCAGCCCCACCUGCAGACUCAGUGGAAUCUGAGGUCAGUGCUGAACAGUGUACUCCUCUCUCUGAGACACGGAUCCAGGACGUGAUCCAGGAGGAGGGCUGGUUCCACGGCAGGUUAGGACGAGAGCAGGCAGAGUCACUUCUCAGCUGUAGUGGGGAUUUCCUGGUCAGAGAGAGCAGCUCUGCCUCUGGUCAGUAUGUACUCAGUGGUAUGGAGGGAGCCACCGUGCGGCACCUGCUGCUGGUUGAUCCACAUGGACAGGUGCGGACGCGUGAUCAGGUGUUUCUGAGUGUUGGUCACCUGGUGCGCUUCCACAUGGAGAACCAGAUGCCCAUCGUUUCUGGAAGCAGCGAGCUGUGUUUGAAACAGCCAGUCCUACAAAGACACUAACACACACAGUCAUAGACUGUCACGUGCAUACAUUAGCCUUCAGCAGCGGUUCUCAAUGUUUUUUGUACCCAAGCAAAAAAAAUUUAAACCUUUCAACACUUUUAGUGAAAACUGAAAAUCCACCAGGUCGUGUCAACAUGUGAGACAUCACUUCCCGGAAUAUUUUAUUAUUUGGUCAUUAAAUUACAAACAUUGUAUAUGUGCAGUGAAUUUUUGAUUUUCCUAACAUUUGAGUCCUAACAUCUCACACUUGUGCACACUGUGCCUCACCCUGUGUUGAGAACAGCCGCUGGCCUGCAGAACAUCCUGUCUCUGUCUCUCAUGCUGAAUUUGCUGGUGUUUACUCAAAGUUUAAGCACAAUCACUGGUGUCAGACUUUCAGAGUCAUUUUUUUUUACAGGCUAGAUUUGUCUUGUGUUCAUUCGUUUUGAUUUGUUAUUGUUUUGUGUUCCCAUUUCCCAUGCUUGACUUUUGAAAAUAACUUUUCAUCCCACUUAUUUGUUGCAUUCUGAAUAUGGAAUUCAAAUGCUCUUUGUAACCAGAAUCUACAGAAACAGAUUUGCAGUUUAGUCUCAGAUAAAUAUGCAAAUAUGCAAAUAGUGAUGUGUAUAAGACUUCUGGUGGCUGUCAUAUAGGAAACUGGAAACGUUUAAUUUCUUCCUUACUUGUUUUUGUUCUCUGUAAACCUUUCAAACAUUUCAUAGUAAUGGGUAUGUAUAUCUCGAUUUCAUUUCUACUGAUGAAAUAAAAGUAAUAACAUUGAUGAA